AUGGCACCGCCCUCGGCAACAGCGUCGGAUUCGAGACCUCUACAAGAUAGACACACUCAUUCCACCAGUCGGAACGGAUCCCAGAUCCCCAAGAGGCUGUAUUCCAUCUCUCGACCACCGUCUCUGGCCUCCUUUCGAAAGCUCUGCGCGCAAACGAUCACCGCCGACACCUACCCUCAAGCGUCGGCCGUCGUCGCCAACAUUCCCAUCUACAACCUCUCCGGCACACCACCUGAUCAGACCACAAUCGACCACCUCCAAGAUGAAUGGCACCACAUUCUGUUGUCUGGGCCGGGAGUGUUCGUCUUGCGCAACUUCGUGCGGGAGCGGGAGCGAGACACUGGCCUGCUCAACCGGGUCAACUCGGUCUUCUCGACCAUCAUCGAGUCUGAAGCCUCGGUCAGCAAAGGCGACCACUUUGCGGCCUCUGGCAAGAACUCACGGAUCUGGAACUCUUUCCAGAAACACGCCGAGCGAGAUCCGGCAUCUUUUGUCCUCUACUACUCCAAUCCGUGGCUGGCUCGAGUCUGUGAGACAUGGCUUGGUCCCGCCUACCAGGUGACGGCGCAGGUCAAUGUAGUCAAGCCCGGUGGCACACCACAGGUCAGCCAUCGAGACUACCACCUCGGAUUUCAGAGCUCGGAAGCUUGCUCGCAGUUCCCCAAAGCUACGCAAAUUGCCAGCCAGUCCUUGACGUUGCAAGGGGCCGUGGCGCACUCCGACAUGCCGCUGGAAAGCGGGCCGACCAGGUUCCUGCCCUUCUCACAGCAGUUCGAGGAAGGGUUCAUGGCAUAUCGCGUCAAGGAGUUUCAGGACUACUUUGACAAGAACUGGGUCAGUGUCGCGCUGAACCUUGGCGAUGCCGUCUUCUUCAAUCCCGCCUUGUUCCAUGCCGCGGGCCAGAAUCAAACAUCUGAUGUGGAACGGAGUGCCAACCUGCUCCAGAUCAGCAGCGCCUUUGGGAGAACCAUGGAGAGUAUUGACACCCUGACCAUCAUCUCCAAGUGCUGGGACGAUAUCAGGAAGUUGCAUGCGCAAGGCUCCUCCAGCGAGCGAGUCCAGGCCAUUCUAUCUGCAGUUGGCGAGGGCUAUCCCUUCCCCACGAACCUUGACCGCCGGCCACCAGCUCCGGGGGGGAUGGCGCCCGAAAGUGAAAUCGAUGUCAUGAAUCAAGCUUUGCUGCAAGGAUGGAACACCGAGAGUGUGGUCUCGGCCAUCAAAAAGAUCAGGGCCGACUCUAUGCCAUAA
Molecule: messenger RNA, 1248 nt
Organism: Capronia epimyces CBS 606.96
Lineage: Eukaryota; Fungi; Ascomycota; Eurotiomycetes; Chaetothyriales; Herpotrichiellaceae
Exons: 1
Coding region: 1-1248 (415 amino acids)
Biological process (GO): fatty acid alpha-oxidation
Molecular function (GO): phytanoyl-CoA dioxygenase activity
Source: RefSeq, a predicted model, not a curated record